Molecule: messenger RNA, 672 nt
Organism: Meyerozyma guilliermondii ATCC 6260
Lineage: Eukaryota; Fungi; Ascomycota; Pichiomycetes; Serinales; Debaryomycetaceae
Exons: 1
Coding region: 1-672 (223 amino acids)
Source: RefSeq, a predicted model, not a curated record
AUGCUACAGUAUCAAGGAGAAAGAAUUGAACCGUUAGUCGAUCAAGUAUCAGAGUUGAGUAAAGUCCUAGAGGAGAAUCGUAAAAUAAUCGAUCGCAUAACUUCACAUGUUGAUGCGGGCUUUUCUUUGCCAACUUCUGACCUUGUGAAAGAACGUGUAGAUAAUCGCCAAGAACGGCCUGACGUACUAGAACACUACUUGCGAGAAAAGUAUCAAAUCCACAGCAUAGAUGUUCCGCCAGAUAUCAUAACUUCGCUCGAAACAAAAGACCCCAUAGUUAUCAAACUUGCCAAGGAUGUCUACCGACUAAACAUUAUCAGAAAUGCCAAAAAGAAGGCUAAUGCCGAACUUUAUGAAGUUAUCAAGAGAUAUGAGGAAUUCAUAGCUCUGGUAUUGUUACCAGAGCUUCGUCGUGAUAUGGAGCAGCUUCAUAUUCAGGACGGUAUUCAAGUACUUAAAGAUGAACAUACACCUCGAGUUUUAAACGAGAUUGAUCGAGUCUGGGAACACUAUCUUCAAUAUGUGGAGGGACUUGAUAAAGUAUGCAUGACCAGCGAAAAGUUGAUGCAAGCGUACCAAGAUGCUGACGACUUGGAGUUUGCGAACAAGAUACAUCAAAAAAUGGUCAUUAUACGUGAAAUUCGCAAUUACCUUCUACUGAUUGCUACAUAA